Emericellopsis atlantica is the source of this 1590-nucleotide messenger RNA. RefSeq lists its product as uncharacterized. The record is from RefSeq and is a predicted model, not a curated record. Gene Ontology annotation, cellular component: mRNA cleavage and polyadenylation specificity factor complex. Bases 400 to 1302 code for a protein of 300 amino acids. Gene Ontology annotation, biological process: mRNA 3'-end processing. Gene Ontology annotation, molecular function: mRNA binding. The transcript is spliced from 3 exons. NCBI's taxonomy places the organism in Eukaryota, Fungi, Ascomycota, Sordariomycetes, Hypocreales, Bionectriaceae.
AGGUGGGUGAGCUCAUGCGCCACAAAUCCGCCAUUAGCCACACGUGAUAUGGCGCUUCCUGCCGCUAGCUAAACGUGCAUCGGAAUUGGGACGCCUGUCGCAAAGCUUCGACUUGAAAGUCAUCAGUAUUAUUGGCUCGAAUCCAAUAUCUUUGACUGCCUACGCGAUCUGUAACAACUCACGCACAAAAUACCCGAGAUCUGAAGCGACACGACGAUAUAACGCGAUAACGAAAAAAAGCAUCAUCAGAAACAUUGCGAUAUCGUCAGUCUAAAGCGUCGUUUGCAGACAGACAGACAACGCACCCAGCCAAGGCCAUUUGAUAGCCAUUGAGGCUUUGAGGGUCACUUUUGCGCCUUCUUGACACCCUGCCGAUCGGACAAGGAGCAGCUCUUCACAAUGUCGACACGACCACCGUCAAGAGUCGUCUUCAUUGGGAAUAUCCCCUACGGCCUUUCUGAGGAGCAGAUCAUCGAGAUUUUUAAAACAGCAGGACCUGUAGAGAGGUUCCGCUUAGUCUAUGAUCAGGAGACGGGCAAACCCAAGGGCUUUGGCUUCUUGGACUACCCAGACACAGACCAUGCUUCCUCAGCAGUACGAAAUCUGAACGACUACGAAAUCAUGGGCCGCCGACUUCGAGUGGAUUUCAGCAACGAGCAAAAGGCCGGCGAUGACGAUAGGGACCAAGCAUCGUUCGGCAAUGCUGCGAGUGGGAACAAUGCGGCUUCGUACGCACUUCAGACGGGUAGCAUACCACCAUUGCCUGCGGGCAAGGAGCUUCUACCGGGCGUCAAAUGCACCGAUGCCAUCUCGCAGACUCUCAACACCCUGCCUCCGGCGCAAGUGCUCGAUGUCAUCUCCCAGAUGAAGGCGCUGGCAACCAACGAGCCGCAACGGGCCAUUGAGCUUCUGCAACAAGCACCCCAACUCGCUGCGACCGUGUUUCAGGCGCUACUUCUCAUGGGUCUUGUGUCGCCAGAGGCGAUUUCCUCCGUCGUGGACGCCGGCGCGCCCCCAGCUGCCCAGGUCCCCAACCCUGUCUACCCAGGGUAUCCUCCCGCGACGCAGACACCACCUGUCGCGGGUAUGCCCUACCCGCCACCACCACACCAAGGCUACGGCGCGACACCUGUCCCUGCGCCUGCGCCGGCAGCUGCACCUCCCGCGGCGGCUCUCCCGAACCAAGAUGAGCUGAUGCGGCAAGUCAUGGCGCUGCCUGAUGAACAGAUCGCGCUACUCUCCGAGACGGACAGGCAGCAAAUCUUGGCAUUGAGAGCGCAGUUUGCUGGGGUUGGCCGUUAAUGAAUCGUCACACAGGGAGCGAUGUCGCGAGCGUGAUGCAAGGGCUAUGAUAAUAGGAUAGCAUACGCCGAGUCGGCCAAAGCAAGGAUCGAUCCAUGUAAAUACGUGAUAGCCCGUCUACAUCGACACUUACGUUGAUGCUUCGCAAAGGCACACACCGAAGUAAGCUAGCGAGCUCGAGGUCAGGCGUUUGGGCGCAUCAUCAGAUAACAUAGGGAGGGGCCAGUGGUCACCGCAAGAUACUUACUGAAUAAUAUCCAAACACUCACAAAGCCCCCGAUGAGAUUG